Messenger RNA from Schistocerca americana (American grasshopper), 1433 nucleotides. RefSeq names its product coiled-coil domain-containing protein 77-like. The transcript has 10 exons. The record is from RefSeq and is a predicted model, not a curated record. Lineage: Eukaryota; Metazoa; Arthropoda; Insecta; Orthoptera; Acrididae. Bases 47 to 1273 code for a protein of 408 amino acids.
UGUUUUAAUACAUUUUACCUCUCUGGAUUACAGUUUGAAUGAAGAAAUGGGGAGCAAAGUGAAAAGUAAUGGGUACUCAGUGGUACCCAGAAUGUUGUCACACUGUGCUGAAAAGGGAAGAGAAGCUGAAGAAAUUCGAAAGAGGAUGAUUGAUGAUCUUACCAAUGAAUUACGUCCCACACAAGAAAAUUUAUCUUAUUAUAAAACAAAGAUCAGUGAGUCUGUCAAAAAAUUUGAAAGGAUACACAAUAAAAUAGAGAGAUGGCGAGAAGACUGUAAACAGUAUUCAGUUUUGGAGGAGCUUUUUCACUCACAAGCUGACGAAUUAGCUAAUCUGAAAGAAUUGCAAAGGACAACCAAUAUUUUGCUGCUUAGAGUACAAGCUGAAUCUGCCGAAAUCAUAACUAAAAAUUAUGCUUUAGUGGAAAAAUUAAAAUAUGCGAAGAAGCUUAAUGAAACUGCUAAUGAAGAAGGUGCAGUUAGUAGUGAUCAAAUAGUAUUUGUCUCUUCCCAGUUGAUGCCAGUAACAGUAAAACCUCAUGAUGGAGCAAAAUUACCAGGUAAAGUAGGAAAGAAAGCUACAAAAAUAAUGAAUGCAAAAGAAAGAUGUGCAGUCAAAGGAGGAGAAAGCAUGAGCACAGUUUCAAAGGAAAGUCUGAAACAUCUCACAGAAUUAUACAAAGAAACAUGCAAGCGAUAUGAAGAUUAUAUACGUAACUUGAUGGAGUUCUGUGAAGAGGCUGAAAUUGAAGAAAUAAAUCGACAAAAAACCAUUGAAAACUUGAAAACAUUAUUGGAAGCACGAGCUCAUGCUGUUGAACAUCGGAUCUUUUGUAUCACUAAAGAAUUUUGGAAAGUGAAUGAAGAAUUUUAUUGCAACGAAGAAAUUUGGCAGACAGAGAGAGAGAGAUUAAUUGAUUCAGUCAACAAAUUGUGUACUUAUGUCACAAAUGGAAAAGCAUUUUCAGAGGACUGGACCAUCUAUGGAGGGGGAUCCUCAACACAAAGAACACUCAGUGAAGAGAUAGCUGAGGAGCAUAGGGAGCUAGAAAAGAAGCUUAAAGCUUACAAGGACAAGUAUAAAACUCUAGUGGAAGAAAACGAUUGGAGUAAAAGCAAUGCAGAAAGAUGCCAAAUUUUAUUAGAGGUGGAGGUUGACAUCAAGGAAGGUGGCUUGUUGGGCUGUAGAAGACCAUGUGAAGUGAAUGGGGAAGAUGAUGUUGAAUUUGCGGAGGACUUUGGGUCAAGUGUCCUCACUCUGUCCAAAUCAUAGAGAAGUCAUCAGUGAAUAUGAACCAGAAAAAACUUGGGAAACUUAGGUCAGAAAUUACGAUGCAGAUGAAGAAUUACAAAGAACUUGACCGUAGACAAAAACUAGAAGUUGAGGGCUUUUUAAAUGAAAUAAAGAUAUUGCAAAAUCACCUGAAAAAUGU